Boleophthalmus pectinirostris (great blue-spotted mudskipper) is the source of this 3003-nucleotide messenger RNA. Its product is annotated as potassium voltage-gated channel subfamily H member 5-like. Bases 1 to 3003 code for a protein of 1000 amino acids. Gene Ontology annotation, biological process: regulation of membrane potential; potassium ion transmembrane transport. The transcript is spliced from 13 exons. Gene Ontology annotation, cellular component: membrane. Gene Ontology annotation, molecular function: voltage-gated potassium channel activity. NCBI's taxonomy places the organism in Eukaryota, Metazoa, Chordata, Actinopteri, Gobiiformes, Gobiidae. The record is from RefSeq and is a predicted model, not a curated record.
AUGCCCGGCGGGAAACGCGGGCUGGUGGCGCCGCAGAACACCUUCCUGGAGAACAUCGUGAGGAGGUCCAGCGAGACGAGCUUCCUGUUGGGGAACGCUCAGAUCGUGGAGUGGCCCGUCGUCUAUAGCAACGAUGGAUUCUGUAAACUGUCGGGGUUCCACAGGGCAGAGGUCAUGCAGAAGAGCUCCACCUGCAGCUUCAUGUACGGCGAACUCACCGAUAAAAAGACCAUUGACAAAGUGCGUGAGGCGUUUGAUAACUACGAGUCCGACUGCUUUGAGAUCCUGCUGUACCGAAAGAACCGAAGUCCAGUGUGGUUCUACAUGCAAGUGGCUCCCAUCAGAAACGAGAACGACAAAGUGGUUCUGUUCCUCUGCACCUUUAAAGACAUCACCCUGUUCAAGCAGCCAAUCGAGGACGAGAACACCAAAGGCUGGACCAAGUUUGCCCGUCUGACCCGUGCUCUGACCACAAACAGGAACAGUCUGCAGCAGCUGGCGCCCCCUGUGGGCAAACAUGAGUGCCACAAGCAGAGCCGACUCGCUGAGGUUCUCCAGCUGAACUCAGACAUCCUGCCUCAGUACAAACAGGAGGCUCCAAAGACUCCUCCUCACAUCAUCCUUCACUACUGCACCUUUAAGACCACCUGGGACUGGGUGAUCCUCAUCCUCACCUUCUACACGGCCAUCAUGGUCCCAUACAACGUGUCCUUCAAGACCAAGCAGAACAACGUGACCUGGCUGGUGCUGGACAGCGUGGUGGACGUCAUCUUUCUGGUGGACAUCGUAUUAAACUUCCACACCACGUUCGUAGGACCUGGAGGAGAGGUGAUCUCUGACCCAAAGCUCAUCCGAAUGAACUAUCUGAAGACCUGGUUUGUGAUCGACCUGCUGUCCUGUCUGCCCUAUGACAUCAUCAACGCCUUUGAGAACGUCGAUGAGGGUAUCUCGUCCCUGUUCAGUUCUCUUAAGGUGGUCCGGUUGCUCCGUUUGGGUCGAGUCGCUCGUAAACUGGACCAUUACCUGGAGUACGGAGCUGCUGUUCUGGUUCUGCUCGUCUGUGUGUUUGGACUAGUCGCUCACUGGCUCGCAUGCAUCUGGUACAGUAUUGGGGACUACGAGGUGAUCGAUGAAGUGACUAACAGUAUCAAGUCAGACAGUUGGCUGUACCAGUUGGCGUUGAGUAUGGGUUCUCCGUACAGGUUUAACAGCAGUGGUUCUGGGAGGUGGGAGGGAGGUCCGGGGAAACACUCUCUGUACAUCACGUCUCUGUACUUCACCAUGACCAGCCUCACCACCAUCGGCUUCGGGAACAUCGCCCCCACCACCGACGGAGAGAAGAUCUUCUCUGUCGCCAUGAUGAUGGUCGGAUCUCUGCUUUAUGCCACCAUCUUUGGAAACGUGACGACCAUCUUCCAGCAGAUGUACGCCAACACCAACCGCUACCACGAGAUGCUCAACAACGUCCGAGACUUCCUCAAACUCUACCAGGUCCCCAAAGGUCUGAGCGAGAGGGUCAUGGACUACAUCGUCUCCACCUGGUCCAUGUCCAAGGGCAUAGACACAGAGAAGGUUUUGUCCAUUUGUCCCAAAGACAUGAGAGCCGACAUCUGCGUCCACCUCAACCGCAAGGUGUUUAAUGAGCACCCAGCGUUCCGCCUGGCCUCAGACGGGUGCCUGCGUUCUUUGGCCGUACAGUUUCAGACCACCCACUGUGCGCCCGGGGACCUGAUCUUUCACGCGGGCGAGAGCGUGGACACCCUCUGCUUCGUGGUGUCGGGGUCACUGGAGGUCAUCCAGGACGACGAGGUCAUCGCCAUCCUCGGUAAAGGGGACGUUUUCGGGGACGUGUUCUGGAAGGAGACGUCGUUAGCUCACGCCUGCGCCAACGUCCGCGCGCUCACCUACUGCGAUCUCCACGUCAUCCGGAGAGACGCCCUGCUCAAAAUCCUCGAGUUUUACACCGCCUUCGCCAACUCCUUCUCACGCAACCUCAUCCUCACCUGUAACCUACGGAAACGGGUCAUUUUCCGUAAAAUCAGCGAAGUUCGAAAGGAGGAGGAGGAGCGGGAACGCGCCAAGAACGAAGUCCAGCUCACCAUCCCCCAAGACCACCCAGUCCGAAAACUAUUCCAGAAAUUCAAACAACAAAAAGAGCUACGCCACCAGGGAUCAAACUCCGUCGAUCUGGAAAAAAAUCAAAUCCAGGCCGAACACCAAAACCUGCACCAGCUCGGUCACUCCAGCCUCCAGCACUCCCUCCCUCUGAGCCGAUCCUUCCAGAACGGAGCCCCCGUCAGCAGCAGCGUCCUGACGGUUUCGCAGAUAACGCCGAUGCAAACGUACACUGACAGUACGACAAAACCGAACAACUGCGACGUAAUGGAGGGCGUGGAGCAGGCGGUGAGAGCCAAAGCCAGCCCGGGCACGACGCUGGCGAAAACAGCAAAGGCGAGCGCUUGGAUGAGGUUAAAAAACAACAUGGCGGCUUCCGAAGUGAGGAAAGACGGUUUGAAUAACAAGGCGGCGUCGGCGGAGAUGCUGACCCAAGAUGGGAAGAAGCAAGAGAUCACCGCGGAGACGGAGGAAAGCGGGAAUUUGCGGAAAACGGAUUCGUGCGACAGCGGGAUUACAAAAAGCGAGCAGAGGAUUGAUCUCCACAGCCCCCUCCAGAGCUCGGGGGGAUCUCCGCAGCCGCUGUACCCGGGGUCGGAGCCUCUCAUUCGGGCGGCGCUGCACGAGACCAGGGCGGAGCUCCGCGCGGACAUCCAGACGCUUGGGGGCAGGCUGGGGCGGCUGGAGGCGCAGGUGAAGCAAAUUAUUGAACUGUUAUCGGACAAACGAGGUGAAGACGAAGAAGAAGAGGGGAAGGAGGAGACAGGGCCGACCGGAGCAGACAGGUGCAGACAGGAGCACAAAGACAAAGCAGCGACACAGAAGCAGGACAUAUUCACUGUGUCCAGACCUGUGACGCCGGAGUCUCAGAGGGCCGAGGGGCUCUGA